CUCGAAGAAGAAGAAGGUAGUCACGACUGCAAAUCUGUUCUGCGACAUGUCGAAAAACUAACUGGGUGAAAUGCGGCACUACUGAGCAAUACUUGAUGUUGUUUAGUUGUAGAUGAAAGAGAAACUGUCACAUCAGACUUUUACCCACGGGUUUGUCCGGUGAUCCUGCCCCAAAAAAAGCGAUGCUGGUCACCGUUUUCUGCGCGCCGAGGGAUCGCCAAGAAACCACCUUCGCCCUCGAUGUAUCCCCGGAGCUGGAGCUGAGAGACUUUGUAGCACUUUGUGAGCUAGAAUCAGGAAUCCCAGCUGGGGAAAUCCAGAUCACAUAUGUAGAACAGCCCCUAAAAGAUCCAACUCGUGCCUUGGGGACCUACGGUGUGAAAGAUGGAGAUGUGGUUGUUCUCAGGCAAGCUGACAGAAGGCCACCACCAACUCAGCCAGCCUUCCCAGGUCUGCCCCAUAUCGACUUUCGUUCCAUCACAGUUCCCGGCACCUCUUCUUCUACAAGUCAACGCAGUGCUCCACGGCCCCCGCAGCCGGCUUCACAGCCUCCGCAGCAGCAGCAGCCUCCACAGUCGCAGUCGCAACCGCAGCAGCAGCAGCAGUCGCCACGCGCAGCACAACCUUCCACGCCGAUGGCCUUCCGUGGCUCCUCUCCACAGGGGCUCGAUGACCCUGCCUUACUCCAGCAGAUGCUUUUGUCCAAUCCACAUGAGCUUUCACUCCUAAAGGAGAGAAACCCGCCACUCGCUGAGGCCCUGCUGAGCGGAGACUUGGGUAAAUAUAGAAAGACUUGAUCUUGCAGUUUUUUAAUCAGACAUGAUUAAGUCAUGUAAGUUUUUUUGUUUUUCUUUCCUCAGAGCGUUUUACCAAAGUGCUGCAGGAGCAACAGCAGGAUCGAGCCAAGAGAGAGCAGGAGAGGAUCAGACUUCUGACAGCUGAUCCUUUUGAUUUGGAUGCCCAAGCAAAGAUUGAGGAGGACAUCAGGCAGCACAAUGUGGAAGAAAACAUGACCAUUGCAAUGGAGGAGGCCCCUGAAAGCUUUGGACAGGUGGUUAUGCUCUACAUUAACUGCAAAGUCAAUGGGCACCCUGUGAAAGCUUUUGUUGACUCAGGAGCCCAGAUGACCAUCAUGAGCCAAGCGUGUGCUGAGCGCUGCAACAUCAUGCGGCUGGUGGACCGCCGCUGGGCCGGGAUUGCCAAGGGAGUGGGCACACAGAAGAUCAUUGGCAGAGUUCAUUUAGCUCAGGUCCAGAUCGAGGGCGACUUCCUUCCUUGUUCUUUCUCCAUCCUGGAGGACCAGCCAAUGGACAUGCUACUUGGCCUGGAUAUGCUGAAGAGACACCAGUGUUCAAUCGAUCUGAAGAAGAGCUCGCUCCUAAUAGGCACCACCGGCACUGAAACUCGCUUCCUGAAUGAGGCUGAGCUGCCAGAGUGUGCCAGGUUGGCAUACGGGGCGGAAGGGCGGGAAGACGCUCGUCCUGAUGAGAUAGCCGACAGAGAACUGGCAGAGGCGCUUCAAAGAUCCAUACAGGAAAGCGGACAGCACUGAUGCUUUUGGAGACAGCUGGAGAGGGCCCUACCAACCAGACACUGCAGAUGGACAAACUACCUCACCGCAGCCCACACCAUUUACAUUACCCAGAACCUUAGACCAAAUGUCCUCAUCCACCUCCCCUUCCCAAAACCUGUCCUCUGGCCAGACCCAGACUCUGGAUCGCUCUCAGUCUGCCCCGGCCACCAUCACGCAGGGUUCGGCCUCAAGGCUGUGUGAGGACCCACCUGGCGUCCAGGAGCUUCCUCUACCUAUGUCCCCAAAAGAGGAUGUUGGUUCUGCAUCUCCUCAGGUCCAGCCUCACCCUCUGCCCGUCCAAAACAGCUCCAAAGUGCAGCUGGUACCGAAUCCUUCAGCCAAUGUCCCCCCUACACCGGCAGAUCUGACGACUGUGUCUGAGUAUACAGGGGAUGAGGUCCAGCCUGGAGCCGCAGAGGGGGAUGCUGAAUCCGACAUGGUCCUCCCCAAUCCAGAGGAAUUUUCCCCUUUUCAACCCAUGGAGCAGGAGGGGACAAAGGUUGACACAGUGGAUGCUGCAGAAGCCUGUCCGAGCGCUCCUAGCCAACCCGACUCUGUUGAAAUGGAGUCCCCGACUGCCUCCCAAUGCGCAGUGUCCUCUGAGAGGGACCAGCCUGACGGAGAGCACUCCUCCAGCUCUGACAGCAUCCCGUCACUGGCUGCCGCUCUGAAGGAGCUUCACGAGCUGCUGGUGUCCAACAACCGGUCUCAGUCCCAAAACCGCAGCAACUCCUGCUCCCCCUCCGACCCAUUCAGACAGGAAACUGAGGAUGUGCUACAGGAGCCACGCACCCUGACUCCUGUGUUCUCCAACAUCCCCUCUACUGCCAUCACAGCUGGUGCAGAACCAAGCGAUGCCAAAGCCGACCAUGCUGCUGCUGCUGCUGCUGCUGCUGCUGCUGCUGUUGUUGCUGUGUCAGAUGAGGGACCAUCAAAGUGUUUCGUGCCCGACAUCCCUGGCCAGGAUGAGCAUCCGGGAGGAGAUUCAGCUGACACUGCGGAGAAACAAGGACCACCAGAUUGUCCAGGUGACUCUGAAAAGGGGAGGGCUGAUAGACUUGGGGGAGAUGAAGCUAAUAAUAUCAGCACUUUUCAACCUGGUCCAGAGGUUCCUUCUAAUCCUGCAGAAGAGCUGGAGUUCAGGGAACCUCCAGAGGGUCAGCAGGGGAGAGGGGUCGCAGACGGCCGAGCCUCUGGAAGCAACACCCCUGACACUCUGCUCCUCCAGACUGAGCACCCCUUUAUCAGCCCUCUGUCCAUGGCAGUCGGCUCACCAGAGGAAGUCACUAGCACCUCGUCUUCCUCUUCUCCUCCUCUUUCUCAGGCUGCCCAGGUCACAUCUCCAGCCCCCCUUCCCCCUCACUCCCAUCCCUUUAUAGAACAAUUUCCAGCCGAGCACAUCCAGAGAAUCCAGGCAGCGGGCUUUUCUGCCAUGGAGGCUGCUGAGGCACUGCAACAAGCCCAUGGGGUUGUGGAGCUAGCUCUGCUGGCGCUGCUAGCCCGCAGUAUCACUGUGCCCACCUAGACUCAUUACUAGUCACACCGAGUCCCCAGCCUCUCAACUCAGCAUCUGUCUUAUUUAUACCUUGUUACUGAUCCAGAUGUCUCGUCCCCUCCUUAACAGGGAGCACGUCAAAACACAGGGAAACGCUGUCUCUCGGUUUGUCAUACAGAACAUCCAAGAACUAACAGGACAACUGGUAAACUUUUCUGGAUAUUGCAGAUAUGUGAGGUGUGUUUGCAUGCAGAUGUUUUGGGUGCCCACCCAUUUCAUUGGUUUUUAGAGAUUUGGUAUGGUAGAUUGAUUUUCUUGUUUUUCUUCCAACAUUGACAGAUUAUGAAAAGCCCAAUUGUAUGAUUUGAUUUGAACAUUGAGCAUAAUUAUAAUCUCCCUUUUUGAUAUGUCAUAAAACUAUUAUUGUUUAUACUCUGGAGCGUCAAUUAAAAAAAUCUAAAUAAAAAGGAGAAGCAUCUCUCCCUCUACUACUCCAUCAAACAUGGAUAUUUACAGCAGUUUGCUGAUAGAUUAACUUUGUUUCUGUGUUUGUUACUCCCAUAAUCUACAAAUCAGAACCCAAUGACAGAAACGCAAUGCGUUGGGGACUGCUGAAGUUAACGGGUUGAUCUCUCUCGAUCAGGUUUACAGAUAAUUUCUCCAGAAGUCAGUUAUCACACUGAAAUAUCAAGGGAGCCACUAGUGUGUUUGUUGAUGUCUGAUCAUAGAUGGAUUAUACGGUGAAGUUUGUGUAUUACAGAGGGUAUCUUGUACUGUAUGUAUCAUUCUCCACAGUUUGGGAGCUUUGCCAUGUGUAGAUUAAGAAUCAGUUUGUUGUUCCUAUUCAUGAAGUCUUUUAUUUUGUGUCAGAACAUCAUAGUUUGUGAUCAUACCAUAAAAACAUCCAUUUUCUUUUUGUUUUAUUUUAGAAUUUGGCCAUUUGCGCCCAUCAAAUGUUUUGGCAGCACAUCAUAUAUCAAGUAUUUUAAUGGCUUUAUUUCAGUCAUAUACCAACAAUGUUCAGGCAGAUCGAAUAUUUACUUUUAUCUUGUAUGAAAUUUUAAAAUGCAAAUAAAAUGGAACUAGUAUUUGUA
Molecule: messenger RNA, 4162 nt
Organism: Notolabrus celidotus (New Zealand spotty)
Lineage: Eukaryota; Metazoa; Chordata; Actinopteri; Labriformes; Labridae
Gene: ddi2
Product: DNA-damage inducible protein 2
Exons: 10
Coding region: 1659-3098 (479 amino acids)
Biological process (GO): proteolysis
Molecular function (GO): protein binding; aspartic-type endopeptidase activity
Source: RefSeq, a predicted model, not a curated record